Messenger RNA from Saccharomyces mikatae IFO 1815, 1494 nucleotides. RefSeq names its product Bsc6p (gene BSC6). Gene Ontology annotation, molecular function: transmembrane transporter activity. Gene Ontology annotation, biological process: transmembrane transport. The coding region runs from base 1 to 1494 and encodes 497 amino acids. The record is from RefSeq and is a predicted model, not a curated record. Lineage: Eukaryota; Fungi; Ascomycota; Saccharomycetes; Saccharomycetales; Saccharomycetaceae. Gene Ontology annotation, cellular component: membrane. The transcript has a single exon.
AUGAAUGACUCCACGGCUUCACUAGGUGUAGAUGAUUACGGAAUACAUAAUACAGAAGUUUCUCACCAUAACCCGAUAGAAUUAAAAAAUUUGAUAUCACCAUCAGAUUCCAGAAGACAUUCUCAAGACCAAGAUGGGCUACAUGGUAAUACAAGUUUGGUUAAGGAAAUUGACUGGCAUGGCGAAACGGUUAAAACAUAUCCACUAAACUAUCAAACUGUUCCACUAGUAAAGAUGCAAGUGAUAGCAUGCUUGAUUAUGUUCAUAGUCUUUGGCAUGAACGAUCAAACGGUAGGUGCAUUACUUCCGACACUAAUUGAAUAUUACCAUAUAUCCCGGGUAGAUGUCUCAAACAUCUUUAUAGUCCAAUUAUGUGGUUAUGUAGUGGCCUCUUUAUCUAAUGAGAAAUUGAAUAAGCACUUUGGUAUGAGGGGUGGCAUGCUUCUAGCAGCCGCUCUUUGUAUAGUAUUCCUUAUUGUGUUAGCAUCUGCUCCAUCCAAUUUUUAUGUCUGUAUGUUCUGCGGUCUUCCUCUUGGUUUGGGUAUCGGCAUCUUAGAUUCUACUGGUAAUGUCUUAAUGGGUAGUCUUUUGGUUCAUAAGAAUGAACUCAUGGGUAUCAUGCAUGGUCUUUAUGGAGCUGCAGCUAUGGUUACUCCGCCACUGGUUUCAUACUUUGUUGAAUGGGGUCACUGGUCUUUUUUUUUCUUUAUUCCCCUGUUCUUUUCUAUAAUAGGCAUGACUGUAAUCUUCCCAGCUUUCAAAUUCGAGACUGCAAGUAAAUACGAUUACCUCUGCUCUAUGGAAAACAAAGAACAUAACAAUGACGUAGAAGAAAUAGGUGAUGACUUGCAGAUUGAAUCUAGCAAGACAAGUCCAGGAUUCUUUGAACUUUUAAGAAAUCCCGCUAUUUUCUUGUACUCGCUGUAUUUGUUCCUUUACUUAGGUGCUGAAAUUACAACUGGUUCAUGGUUCUUUAGUUAUUUAUUAGAAACAAAAUCAAGUAACAAGGUCGCCAUGUCGUACAUAGCCGCAUCAUUUUGGACAGGCUUGACUGUAGGCAGGUUAUGCCUAGGAUUUGUUACUGAGAGAUUUUUUGAGAACGAAUAUAGAGCAAGCAAAACGUACGCUUUUCUAACAUUAUCUUCAUACACAUUAUUUGUGCUUGUUGGGUCGAUCAAUUCGAAUUCAGCUUUCUAUUUCCUUGUGUUAUUUUUAGUUGUUUUCUCCUGUGGCACGUUUAUUGGACCGCUGUUUCCAAAUGCAAGUAUAGUUGCCUUACAAGUGCUACCAAAGAGAUUACAUGUGAGUGGUGUUGGUGUUGCCGUUGCUGUUGGUGGCUGUGGUGGUGCAGCCAUUCCAUAUUUGGCUGGUGUUAUUGCACACACAGUAGGAAUUAAGUAUAUUCCGCCACUGUGUUGGAUAAUGGUUGCAUUAUUUACACUGGAAUGGACGUUGUAUCCCAAAUUUAUCAAAGGACAUGAUGAGCAUUUUUAG